Molecule: messenger RNA, 1854 nt
Organism: Schistocerca cancellata (South American locust)
Lineage: Eukaryota; Metazoa; Arthropoda; Insecta; Orthoptera; Acrididae
Product: UDP-glycosyltransferase UGT5-like
Exons: 7
Coding region: 1-1854 (617 amino acids)
Molecular function (GO): UDP-glycosyltransferase activity
Source: RefSeq, a predicted model, not a curated record
AUGGAACUUGAGAUACGACCCUGGUACGACUGUGGUGCCGAAGAACGAACCCUCCACCACAUCGUCAGCGAGUGUCCCCUGAGGUCGUUCACCGGCACUGGUGACGGCUUCCUGAGGGCAACCCCACAAGCUGUGGAGUGGCUGCAGAAUGCAGUUCCUAUUGUCUUCGUGCACACACUGAGCGCUGUUUGCUCGUCCACCGCGCUGACGCUCCGCUGCGCUGGUGCUUCGCAGCAGGAGGCCGCCAUGCUCGCCGCCUCCCUCGCAGCGGCGCUGCUGGUGCUGGCGGCGGUCCCAGUGCAGCCCGCCAACAUCCUGGCGCCCAUCUGGUUCCAGGCGAGGAGCCACUUUGCGGUGUACGAGCCGCUGUUCAGGGCGCUGGCGGCCCGCGGCCACAACGUCACCGUGCUCAGCCACUAUCCCCAGCGGGCUCCGCUCGCCAACUACCGCGACAUCAGCCUCGCCGGCAGUGCGCCCCUUUUCACCAACAACGUUCCAGUGGAUCUGGUGGUGGCGCUGAGCAACCCUGCUGCCCUGAGCGCCUGGAUGUGGAGCAACGGCACGCAGCUGUGCCGCGACCUGUACGCCCUGCCGCAGGUGCAGCAGCUGCUGCGGUCCGGCGACCACUACGACCUCGUCAUCGCCGAGGUGUUCUUCGGCGACUGCAUGCUGGCGCUCGCGCACAAGUUCCGAGCGCCGCUCGUGGGCGUCAUCUCCUCCGUGGCUCUGCCGUGGGCGCACGACAGGGUGGGGAACCCCGAGCACCCUGCCUACAGCCAGACGUACUUCUCGGCCGGCACGCCGCCCUUCAGCUUCUGGCAGCGGCUGGUGCACAGCGUGGGGCACGUGGCGGCCAGGCUGGGCUACUGGCUGUGCUCGGACCUCGAGGUGGACGCGGUGGUGCGCGAGGCGCUGGGGGAGGGGGUGCCCCCGACGGCGCAGCUGUCUCGCCGCACCAGCCUGCUGCUGGCCAACAGCCACUGGAGCCUGGGCCAGCCGCUGCCCGCCGUGCCGGCCCUGGUGCACGUGGCCGGCGUGCACAUCCGGCCGCCGCAGCCGCUGCCGCAGGAUGUGAAGAUGUUCCUGGACGGCAGCCCACAAGGUGCCAUCUUCUUCAGCCUGGGAUCGAUGAUCCAGUGCGAGACCUUCGCUAAGGAGAAGCUGCGUGCCCUGCUGGACGUGUUUUCUGAGCUGCCCCAGCGAGUCCUGUGGAAGGUGAACGCGGCAUCCCUGCCUCCGCUACCGCCCAACGUGAUGGCCCGCUCAUGGUUCCCGCAGAACGACGUGCUCAGAGUUAUGAUUCGCUCCUCUUUAUCCGCCUACUACAUCUUCUCCUUCACUGUAGAUCAUCCGAACGUGAGAGUGUUCAUAACGCACGCCGGAAUGCUGGGUCUGCUGGAGGCCGUCAACGCGAGCGUGCCCAUGCUCGCCAUCCCCUUCUUUGGCGACCAGCCGUCCAACGCAGCCACGGUGGUCGCGGCGGGCAACGCGCUGCAGCUGUCGUACGGAGACCUCGACUACCAAACGUUUCGAGACACACUCGGCGAGCUGCUAAACAACGAGAGGUACCGCGAGAGCGCCAAGCGGCAGUCCAUCCUGUUCCGGGACCGCCCCCGGCCGCCGCUGGAGGAGGCGGUGUACUGGUUGGAGUACGUCAUCACGCACCGGGGGGCGCCGCACCUGAGGUCCGCCGCGCUGGACCUGGCCUGGUACCAGUACCUGCUGCUAGACGUCGCUGCUUUCGUGGUGGCCGUCGCUGUCUCCCUGAUGUUGGCCAUCUACUGGCUGCUGCGAAGAGUAAAAUACUGCAUUACGCGAGAAAGUGUGGAUGGGCAGAAACUUAAAAUGAACUGA